Osmia bicornis bicornis is the source of this 606-nucleotide messenger RNA. Its product is annotated as secreted RxLR effector protein 161-like. The record is from RefSeq and is a predicted model, not a curated record. The coding region runs from base 1 to 606 and encodes 201 amino acids. Lineage: Eukaryota; Metazoa; Arthropoda; Insecta; Hymenoptera; Megachilidae. The transcript has a single exon.
AUGUGUCCAACUACCGAAGAGGAAAGGGACAGAAUGAACCAAGUUCCGUAUAGAAGCCUCAUCGGAUCCUUGAUGUACUUAGCUACAAGUACGCGUCCAGAUAUAGCUCACGCGGUGAGCGCGCUCAGCCAAUUCAAUGACAAUCCAGGUGAAGAACACUGGAAGGCUGCAAAGCGAGUAUUGCGUUACAUCAAGAGGACCGAAAAGAUGGAAAUUGUCUUCACUAAAACUGAGAAUGAAUUGAUUGGAUUCUCGGAUGCUGAUUGGGGUGCAAGCAUUGACGACAGAAGAUCAUACACCGGCUACGUCUUCCGACUUUUCGGCGGUGCAAUCAGCUGGUCAUCAAGAAAGCAGAAGACGGUCGCCAUGUCAAGUGCUGAAGCGGAAUAUAUGGCGCUAUCAGAAGCGGCAAAAGAAAGCAUCUACCAGCGAAGAUUUUUAACUGAAGUCGUUGGAAAACUGAAAACAACACUGAUUUUGUGUGAUAAUCAAAGUGCUGGGUUAAUGGCGAAAAAUCCAGUUUACCAUGAGCGUACAAAGCACAUCGACAUUAGAUAUCAUUUUGUGCGUGAGUCGGUUGAAAGAGGUGAAAUUCGAAUCGGGUAA